AUGGUGAGGGGUCUGGGAGGUGCCGAGACCCCGGCAUAUGAGGUCGCGGUCACCUUGACCCUGGGGAAGGCCCCCCCGUUCCAAGCCAUGGUCCUAGCAGCGGCCAUCAGGGAAUAUAUCCUGGGCAUCGACGUCCUAUGGGGUCGCUCAGUGGAUACACAGUAUGGCCUGUUUGCAUUCGGUCACCCCUGGUAUGUAAGUGCGGCGCGGGUGUGGGAGGCGCGGACACUGACGAUCUUGCGGGGCGCCCCGCGUUGGGAGCCAGUAGUGCUGCCCCUCCCAACAGCCAUAGUCUCCAAAAAGCAGUAUCGCCUGCCGGGGGGAGAAGAGGAAAUAACCCAAACGAUUGACGCAUUGUUGGAAGCCCAGAUAAUCCGGCCCACCUUAAGUCCGUAUAACAGCCCCAUCUGGCCGGUGCGGAAGCCCGACGGGAUGUGGCGCAUGACAGUAGACUACCGGGAAUUGAACAAGGUGACCCCCCCGCUGACUGCUGUAGUGCCCGACAUGGUUACUUUGGUCGAGCAUGUCGUGGCCACGGCCCAGCCAUGGCAUGCUGUAUUGGAUUUGGCUAAUGCCUUCUUUUCCAUAGCCAUCGCCCCGAGCUGCCAGGAGCAGUUUGCAUUCUCCUGGCAAGUGCGGCAGUACACCUUUUGUGUGCUGCCGCAGGGUUGGAAGCAUUCCCCAACCAUAUGCCACCAGUUAGUCAGUGCCGAUUUGGCCCAAGUUCAGCUGCCCCAGACCCGCCACUAUCACUAUAUCGAUGAUGUCAUGAUCUCUGGCCCCUCCCGCGAGGCAGUGGCUGAUGCCCUGCAUGCUGCCGUGGAGGGCCUGGAGUCGAGGGGCUGGGCAGUGAACCCAAAAAAGAUACAAGGCCCGGCCCAGACUGUGGUCUUCUUGGGCAUCCUGUGGGCGAGGCCAGAGCGCCAGAUCCCCCAGAAGGUAUGACAAACAAUACAGAGCUAUCCCACGCUGCAGACCAAAAAGGAGCUACAGGCGUUUCUUGGCUUACUGGGAUUUUGGCGUGCCUUCAUUCCCCACUUGGCCUUUUUGAUACGGCCUCUACAUGCACUAGAGCGCAAGGCCGUGCCCUGGCAGUGGACACGCAGUCAUCAGACCGCCUUUGAGCUAUGCAAAGACGCCCUGCUUACGCAUGCCCGGCUUCACGCCCCACAGCCGAGGGUCCCCUUUGAGUUGGAGGUUACUACAGUGGCAGACGUAGCCUCCUGGGGACUCUGGCAGGCAGUCAGGAGCCAACAGAAAGAACCCAUUGGCUUCUGGUCCCGGGCGCUGAAGGGGGCGGAGCCCGGCUAUACGCCCUUAGAGAAACAAAUCCUGGCGGUGGUAUGGGCGUUGCAGGACAUCGAGCGCAUUACGGGCCCUACGCCCGUGGUGGUCCACACGCCCAUUCCCCUAGGGCGUUGGGUGAGGGAGGACCCUGCCCAGACUCAGACCGGGGUCGCUCAGAAUGCUACCCACUUUAAGUGGAAGCACUAUUUGCAGCAGCGCAUGUUGCUCGGCCGGCCCUCCAUUUCCACCCCCCAUGCUGUGUUACUGGGGGCGGUUACCUUUGAGCAUGUGCCCUCUCUUACGGACGAGCUGCCACCGGUGGACGAGCUUGUGCCCACCUCCCCGGUGGGAGAGGCACCCCCCGUGGAUCAAUUGCCUGUAGAAGACCGAGAAUAUGCCUGGUUCACGGAUGGAUCAGCGGCAUACACCGCUCAUGGUACUCGGCAAUGGAGGGCGGUAGCAUACGCCCCCUAUGCAGAUGUGGUGGCGAUGCCCUGGGGCACUGCUGGCUCCAGCCAGUGGGCGGCGCUCCGGGCAGCUACGCUUGCAAUUGCAGAGUCCCCGCCCCGGGCAUACCUUUACACAGACAGUUGGCAACUUCUCGACUACGCCCGACAGGCCCCCCUGGCCGUGCGGCAUGUCGACGCCCACACCAAAGCCCAAACCGAUGAGGCUCGGUGGAAUGCAGCCACGGACGACUUGGCCCGAGGGGAAGUCGUCCAACUGGCCGAGCGGUACCACGAGGAGGGGGGCCACCGGAGAGCUCGGGCUACACAGUAUGUGGCCCUACGGCAAGGCACGGCCCUACCCCUAUUGGCCUGCCUUACGGCUCGGGCGGGCUGCACAAUUUGUUCCCGGCUAGCGCCUAUUGCCUUGCCAGAGCCGGCUGGUCGUAUCCAUCGUGCUAUGGGCCCCUGUCAGGAUUGGCAGGUGGACUACAUAGGCCCCCUGCUGCCCGAGCGGCGCUGGCAGUACGUCUUUACAGCAGUAGAUACAUAUACUGGGGUGCUGUUUGUGCAUCCAAGUGCCACCGCAGCAGCAACGACCACGCUGACAGCCUUGCAGCAGCUGUGCUUUCGGUAUGGGACCACCCGGACCGUGCAGAGUGACCAGGGGACCCAUUUUACAGCCCAAGCAGUCAGGACCUGGGCUGCCGAUGUGGCAAUAGACUGGCACUUUCACCUCCCCUAUACGCCAACAGCAAGUGGCCUUAUAGAGCGUCUUAAUGGAUUGCUGAAAGACCAGAUCCGCCGUCUCACACCCACCCACACCCUGCGAGGCUGGGCGGGGGUGCUGGAACAGGCCGUUUGGCUCUUCAAUAACCGGCACUUGGGGGGAGGCCAGACAACCUUACAACACCUCACCACACCGCCCCACGUUCCGGUCCAGCUGCGGGUAGACCUGAAACACACCCCUGGGGUUCUCGAUGCAGCGCAAGGGGUGGUGACCCUUUACGCCAUCUGUUCCACCAUCUUGCAAAGACCUUGUGAGCUGCGAUUCCAGUGA
This is a messenger RNA of Gopherus flavomarginatus (Mexican gopher tortoise), 2793 nucleotides long. RefSeq lists its product as uncharacterized. Gene Ontology annotation, biological process: DNA integration. Gene Ontology annotation, molecular function: nucleic acid binding. The record is from RefSeq and is a predicted model, not a curated record. NCBI's taxonomy places the organism in Eukaryota, Metazoa, Chordata, Testudines, Testudinidae.